AUGGCCGAGAAAGAAGGCGCCGCUGUGCCCCCUCAGGCAAAGAGCUCGUGGUCAAGCUUCCUCAAGUCCAUCGCCUCUUUCAAUGGCGAUCUCUCGACUAUGACCGCGCCCGCCUUUAUCCUCUCUACGAAAUCCCUCACCGAGUUUUCGUCAUACUGGACCGAGCACCCGUCCCUGUUCGUCGCGCCUGCCGCCGAGCAAGACCCUGCUAAACGAGCUAUGCUGGUGUUGAAGUGGUUCCUAAGCACAUUGAAACAACAGUAUGCUAGCCGGUCCGAGAAGUUGGGUAGCGAGAAGAAGCCCCUCAACCCCUUCUUGGGGGAGCUAUUCUUGGGUAAAUGGGAAGAUGAGGCUGGCACCACGCAACUCGUGAGUGAGCAAGUCAGCCAUCACCCACCAGUCACUGCCUAUGCUAUCUGGAACGACAAACACGGGGUCCGGCUAGAGGGUUACAAUGCCCAGAAGGCAUCGUUCAAGACCACCAUCAAUGUCAAGCAAAUUGGCCAUGCCAUGCUUCAUCUGGAUGGCUUCAACGAGAGCUAUCUCAUUACUCUCCCUCCCCUUCACAUUGAAGGCCUUAUUACCGGCUCGCCAUAUGUGGAGUUGAACAGCAGCACCUACAUCCAAUCUUCAACCGGAUACACUGCACGCAUCGAUUACAGCGGAAAGGGCUGGGUAUCAGGAAAGAAGAAUACUUUCUCUGCAAUUCUAUAUCCCGAGGGAAAGGAAAAGGAUGUCAUUUACAAGGCAGAGGGACAAUGGAACGACACAUUCCAGAUCAAAGAUGCAAAGACCAAGACUGUCGUUGACACAUUUGACCACAAGACCACCAAGACGACACCCCUGACUGUCGCCGAAAUUGAGGACCAGGAUGACUUUGAGACCCGAAGGGCAUGGAAGAAGGUUUCAGAUGCUAUCAACUCGGGCAACAUGGAAUUGACUUCGGCUGAAAAGACCAUUAUCGAGACUCGCCAGAGAGAGAUGAGACAGCAAGAGAAGGACGAAGGUCGCGAGUGGGAGCGCAAGUUCUUCACUCGUGCAACGGAAUACCCACUGUUUGAGCAACUGGCCAAGAAGAUUGGCGAGAGCGUCAAUGACAGCCAGACAAACGGCGUGUGGAGCUUUGACAAGCAAAAGGCAGACACGGCUAAGUCACCCUACCACCCGACUGUUGUUCCUCCGAUCUACGAGCGAAAGUGA
Bipolaris zeicola 26-R-13 is the source of this 1200-nucleotide messenger RNA. RefSeq lists its product as uncharacterized. The record is from RefSeq and is a predicted model, not a curated record. Gene Ontology annotation, biological process: exocytosis; piecemeal microautophagy of the nucleus; endocytosis. Lineage: Eukaryota; Fungi; Ascomycota; Dothideomycetes; Pleosporales; Pleosporaceae. Gene Ontology annotation, cellular component: intracellular membrane-bounded organelle; membrane; cytosol. The transcript is spliced from 4 exons. The coding region runs from base 1 to 1200 and encodes 399 amino acids. Gene Ontology annotation, molecular function: oxysterol binding.